CACGCAAUCAUGGCGUCCACAUCAGAUCGACAAUCCGAUUCAUCGGGACAAGACCAUCCUAAUUCUUGGUCAAACACGGAACAGAGAUUCACGAAGGCUUACCGUGACUGCAAAAAGCAGUGGGUAUGUAUCUAUAUAUCUCUCAAGCUAAUUUGCGUUGAUAUUCCCAAUCUAUUUCCUACCCUCGAUGGCUCAAUGGCCUAA
Aspergillus nomiae NRRL 13137 is the source of this 204-nucleotide messenger RNA. RefSeq lists its product as uncharacterized. The coding region runs from base 10 to 204 and encodes 64 amino acids. The transcript has 2 exons. The record is from RefSeq and is a predicted model, not a curated record. Lineage: Eukaryota; Fungi; Ascomycota; Eurotiomycetes; Eurotiales; Aspergillaceae.